Messenger RNA from Malus domestica (apple), 1940 nucleotides. Its product is annotated as putative E3 ubiquitin-protein ligase XBAT35. Gene Ontology annotation, molecular function: protein binding. NCBI's taxonomy places the organism in Eukaryota, Viridiplantae, Streptophyta, Magnoliopsida, Rosales, Rosaceae. The record is from RefSeq and is a predicted model, not a curated record.
CUACAAUUUCCUCUAAAAUAAAAUCUCUAGCUAAUGUAUAUUAUAUAUCUUCGUUGAUAAGUAUUCAAUUAAUUUCGUCAUCCACUGACAAUAUCUAUUCCAAUUUGAACAAGUUUCUUAGAAAGCACAUCACUUCCCAUCCAUUUUCCGGAAUUUUCUAUAUUUUCCUCCUGAAUUUAAAACCCUAGGUCUUCAAGCUUUGCUUCAAAACCCACGAAGGGUAAUUGAAGUUCUUCCCAGGAUUUCAAUGGGGCAGCAGCAAUCGAAAGACGAACUGCUCUAUCAGCAAGUCAGCUAUGGAAACGUCGAAGGGAUUAAAGCCCUCUGCAGAGAUGGUGCAGGCCUUGAGUGGAUUGAUAGAGAGGGGAAAACCCCUUUGAUCGUGGCCUGUAUAAAUCCUGGGCUGUAUAAUGUUGCAAAAAGCUUGAUUGAACUUGGUGCAAACGUUAACGCCUAUCGCCCCGGUCGUCAUGCUGGGACUCCUCUACAUCAUGCAGCUAAAAGAGGCCUAGAAAACGUCGUUAAUUUACUUCUUUCGCAUGGAGCAAAUGCUUUAAUCAUGAACGAUGACUGUCAAAGUCCUCUUGACAUUGCUAGGGCGAAAGGGCACAUGAAUGUUGUCCGUGCAAUUGAGAGGCAUAUUUGCUUAUUCUCUGGUUGGUUGCGGGAGUUUUAUGGUCCUGGAUUUCUUGGAGUACUUGCUCCGCAGUUGGUUUCAAGAAAAGUUUGGGUUGUUGUUUUGCCAUGUAGUUCCCGGAAACCCACCAAGCCUUUCAAGUUGGAGCUUGCCAUUUACCCUAACAUGCAGGAUGCCAAACCGCGAACAGUUAUUGCAUUGUGGAAAGUCAAUCUGGAAGAACCAAAGUUACACCAGUCUGAUCCAUCAGUUGUGAUUCAUGAUAACUCCACAAAAACACGCAUCAAACUUGCAGCUGCAGUUGAGAAUGACAAGCAACAACUUCAGUUGUUUUGCAAUGCAUGCAAAGGAAUACCACAGGCUUGUCCUGCGUUUUUGGGUAACAACCAACCCCCGGUUGCUCCAGCAAGUGCACCACCAGCUGCAGAAGAUUUAGAGUUGGCCAUGGCUAUUAGUGCCUCCAUGCAGUCUGCUUUGCAGGAGAGACCAUCCUUUCCUAAUCCGCACCCUACCUAUGAAGCAAGUUCAUCCAGUAGUGAUAAUGGUUGGGCCGGAGCCUCCACAAGAACUGACAGUUACAAUGGUGGUGGUGCACCAACUGCAGCUGCUGCUUCAAAAGUAAGUAGCGGCGAGUGGUCAGGGACUCAGAGUAAUGAAGUUGGAGAGUCAUCUCAGCAGGUGGAAAUCCAGGAUACCUCUUCCGUCCAAACAGCUCCUACUUCAGAUAUAAUCCCAUCAGCCCCACCGGUUGCAGAUGAUAGUCUAGAUGCAGCUCCUGUUCACUAUCCAUCAAUUGAUUUCAGUCCUAUUGAUAUCCCAUCCCCAAGCCUUGAAAGCACACCUGCUAAAAUUGAUGAGAAGAAAGGUGAAAGCGGUUCAUGCGUGAUUUGUUUGGAUGCUCCAGCUGAAGGAGCUUGCAUCCCAUGUGGACAUAUGGCUGGAUGCAUGUCCUGUUUGAAGGAGAUUACAGGUAAGAAAUGGGGUUGCCCCGUCUGUCGAGCCAAGAUAGACCAAGUUAUAAGGCUUUAUGCUGUGUGAAGUGAUCCGUAAUAUAUUGAAGUUCGACAUUGUUACUGCAAACAGCUUGAUGAAUAUUGUUUUGUUUGUAUCGUAGUAUAUGUACUUGGAUGAAGUUUGUUUUUUUUGUACAUGUUGCCACAUAUUAAUUACCUUUCACCAUGUUUUCUUAAGUACCGCCGAGACGACAGCCUGUGUUGUAUAUGUAAAUAAAGUUCAUUUUUUCCAUAAAAUGUUGGGGCUGGCUACUCAAAUUUUAUUCAUUUCUAGUCGGGUGUUAAUGGGA